Messenger RNA from Thalassophryne amazonica, 2904 nucleotides. RefSeq names its product chondroitin sulfate proteoglycan 5a (gene cspg5a). The record is from RefSeq and is a predicted model, not a curated record. Gene Ontology annotation, biological process: nervous system development. The transcript is spliced from 6 exons. Bases 429 to 2090 code for a protein of 553 amino acids. NCBI's taxonomy places the organism in Eukaryota, Metazoa, Chordata, Actinopteri, Batrachoidiformes, Batrachoididae.
CAGAAUAAAAGAAGUAGGAAGAAGUUUUCGGAAAGGGAAGGAUAAACCGUGAGGGGGAGGAGGAAAAGGGGCAUCAACAAUCCAGAUUUUUUUUCUUUCUCAGCUGCUGAAGCGUGCGCUCCGCUGUGCGCUUCUCAUUCCUUCUGCGCCACAAAGUGCCCAAAGCACCGAUCCAAGCCCCCAGACCGCUGCCGUGCAGCGAUGGAACCCUAAUCAAAGCGUGUUCGAACCGAACCGAGGACACAACUGGAGACCAGUAUGGAGAAGGCUCCGAUGGAAGCUGCAGUCUAGACGCGGCCGCACGCACAUUUAAAGACCCGGAUUUUUACACGAAGCCCACACGGAUUGUUUUGUGUGUGUGCGUUUUUAUUUUGUCGUUUCUCUCUCUGAUCGUUUUGGCUUCUUUUCGGCGCACUAUCACGUUGAGGAUGCAGAGGAAGGAGGCGAGCUUUUGCACGGGAUGCUGGAGACGUGCGCUGCUGUCGUGCGUCCUGGCGCUGCACUUGAUCCCGCUGUCGGUCCACGGAAAUGUUAUGAUGAAUGCCACUGAGCCAGAGGGCACAGGCAAUGCCACCUCCUUGCUUAAUGAGGAAGCUGGACCUGUUAAGGUCAAUGAAGUCAUUACCAUGGUAACCGGAGUGAGCCGCUCAGCCAGUCCCGACACAGUCAACACUGUUACCCCAAGAGCGGGCAGAAUCCCCCGCGCUGGCGAGGAGGAGGAGCAGAGCAGCGGCAUGUUCAGUGAAUCGGUGGUGCCCACAGUGGAGGACGUGGGUGUGGUGGCCCCGCCCCAGCUCAGCCCUGAUUCUGCUGAGACGGAGCACUUGCUGCCUAGUAACCCACGCAGACAGGAAAGCAAUGAAGGUGAAGAGGAGGAAGAUGAGGAGGAGCAUUUGCCUCACACUGAACCACCUUGGCUUCACGCUAAGGACACGGCUGUCGUUGACCUAGACCAUGUUCCCACCACCACCCCACCCUCAGCUUCCACCAAGCCCUCUUACCCCGACAUCCUCCAUGUAGACUUCUUUGACCCCUCCUCUCAUGGGCGAAGCCUGGACCUUGCCCCCCCGUCUCCUUCAUCACUGGCACAUGAGCUGCAGGGUGGCGACCCGACCUCCUGGGCGAUGCCUGACAGCUAUGACUACCUCACGCCAUAUGAGGACAGCGUGUCCCCCACUGCCGAUGAGUACACCUACAGUAUCACCACCGAUGCGUACGAGAGCGAUGAAGACCUUAGGAUAUCUGCUGGGUCUCCAUCUCGCCCCAGGCCCCCUGUCCCAGGAUCUAGCUCUUUCAAACCAGAAGCAUCAUUUCCUGGGAGGGGAGCCUCAGCACCAAGUGGCCCCGUAGCAGCUCCACCAGCAGCCUCACCGGUGGAUGGGUCACAUGGAAAAGGCGGGUGCCGUGUGGGCUACCAGAUGCAGAAUGGAAGCUGUCGCUCACGUUGUGACAUGUUGCCCAACUACUGCUUCAACGGAGGACAGUGUUACGUGCUGGAGGACAUGGGCGUCUUCUGCAGAUGUAAUGUCCAGGAUUACAUCUGGCAUAAGGGUGUUCGCUGCGAGUCGGUGGUAACUGAGUUCCAGGUGAUGUGCCUAGCCGUGGGCGCCUUGGCUGUCGUCGUCCUGCUGCUCUUCAUGAUUGUCGUCUGCUUUGCCAAAAAGCUCCACAUGCUGAAGACGGAGAACAAGAAGCUGCGCAAGCGCAGCAGUAAGUACCGGCCUUCAUUGGAGCAGCACAAUGAUAAUUUCUCGCUGUCCACCAUCGCUGAGGGCUCCCACCCAAAUGUAAGGAAACUGUGCGACACCCCUCCUAACGUCCCUCAUGCCCGUGCAUUGGCUUACUAUGAUAACAUUAUCUGUCAGAAAACCAUGAGCAGAUACACCUGGGAGUGUAAGACCAAAGAGGAGUCCGACUGUGAGGAUGAUCCUAAUUCCCAGAACAAGCUGGAGGACCCCUUGAAGGCCCCGCCCAAGGAGGAUGACUCCCUCAACAUCCACAACUCUCUGACCCCCAAACACGAGAACCAUAAGGUCCUGGGCGAGGACAACUCCUCGGAGGUAAACUCACUUCAGAACAACAUGAUGUGAAAUGAAACAAAAAUUUUAAAAAGGCCCCAGCAACCUGACAACACAAGGUGUGCCGCCAACGGGAGCCCCAUUGCCCUCCACGCUCUCUAUCCGUCCACUGCCGAGUGCGCCUAACCGGUCAACCUACAAACCAGCCUACCGACUUACCAGCCAACCAACCAACUCAGUCUGCAACUGACACGGCAACACUGCCACCAAGCGGCCCAGGCUGCCGCAAAAAAAAAACCUACACCGCCACUGUUAAAGCUGCGAGUAAAUAGCGCUCCUGACAACCCAUCCCACCACCGACUUGCGACUCCCCCUUUACAUCCACUCAUACCCCUGUUUCGCAGCCCCGCCCCUUUGUUGUUGUCACUGCUGUUCCUUAUACCUCCUACCUGCACACAAAAACACAUGCAAACAUAAAAAGCAUACAGACACGGUGAAAAGAGAAACCACAUUUCUAUGUACACCCACACCUUCUCCUGCCUGCAUUGGUGUAUUUUGUAAAAAAGACAGAAAUCUUACAGAAGUUUAAAAGGUACGUAAAAUGUCAUUGUAAAAAAAAAAGAGAAGAAAAAGAGGAUAAGCUAAAGCUACUGAGAGGUUUUGAUGUUUUGUCUGACUAAUCCAGUGAGUAUGUAUAAAUAUUGGGGGAAAAUAUGCUUGGAUUGAUUUAAAAGAAGCAACACAAUGUGUCUUGGAUUUAUUGAUGUGAUUUCUAAUCCUUUGAUGUACUUGUUUUAUUUUUUUCUUUUUGUACUUUUUUUGGAAUUUCAAACAAAAGAAACAAAAGAUAUUCAGACAGUUGUUGAAAUAAACCUUUUUAACAUGA